AUGAGAUCAUUCACAGCACUAUUCCUUCUUCCAUUGGCAUCUGCCUUUGCUCCCACCACCACUCAAUUGAAUACUCAUGCCAUUCAAAGUUCCUUCUUACAAAUGGCUAAAUUUGAAAUUGAAGUCGACAUGCCUCCUUCUGACUCCAAUAUGAGGGCUUCCCUCAAAUUUGAUCCGAUUUUGGACGUUCCAUCGGAGAUUGUAGAAGUCAGAUAUCAAGUUCCUUUUGGCCUCAACGUCGAACCCCAAAAGAAUUUGGCCGUCUGCACCAAGGACGGAGAAGGUGGCGAAAAGGUUGGUGAUGUUUUGAGAUAUACUUCCCAAUGGACCUUGGGUCUUCCCAGUGGAGGUGGUGUGAUUGCAACUGUUGCCAGCUUCGGAGGAGGUGUCUCAUGGGGAUGCUCCAUGUUCAAUGUCAUGAAUGCCAAGGCGUGGGAACAAGUGGUAGAAGCUCUAGUAUCCAAUGUGGAGAGCCGCACCGAUGAGGUUGUCCUUAUCUUUGAACGUCCUUUAGCUGAGAACUAA
Messenger RNA from Cylindrotheca closterium, 525 nucleotides. Lineage: Eukaryota; Bacillariophyta; Bacillariophyceae; Bacillariales; Bacillariaceae. The record is from the annotation of a GenBank genome assembly.